This is a messenger RNA of Hydatigera taeniaeformis, 2667 nucleotides long. Lineage: Eukaryota; Metazoa; Platyhelminthes; Cestoda; Cyclophyllidea; Taeniidae. The record is from the annotation of a GenBank genome assembly.
UUUGAAGGAAGUAAAUGCGAGUCCUUCACCCCAUUUGAUUUCUCAGAUGUGCAGAAGUUGAAAAGAUCUCCGCCUCCAUCCUUCGGAUUAGGCGAUUCAUCGCCUCCAGGAGGCGCCUCUAUCAAUUGGCGUCUUUCCUUCGGCAAUGUCAACUCUUCACACGUUAGUAUCGCGCCUCCUGCUCCGAGGCCCUCAAAGCAGCACUUUCGCAACAGGGCCUCGUGGAGACCGGAGGUAAGGAUAAUCGGUGACAACCUGGCAGUGAACCUGUCUUGGCCUUCAAGGAACAGUCAGCAGCGUCAAAUAAGUCAUUAUCGUAUUCAGUUCCGCUACCGGGAUCCGCAUGAGCGCCAUUGGGACCGUCCCAUCGUUGUUGUGCAGACCCGCCUCUCUGGCAGGGUUCGGGAGCCCUACAUGUAUGUGACGAACAAGCAACCGGGUGGACUGGAGGCUGGCAAGGUCUACCAGUUCCAGGUGGUCGCGGUCUUUGUUAAUGCUGAGACACCAGAGGAGAAGAGUCGGUGGUCCGCUACCACCUCCUUCGACUACAUUUCGCCCGAGCCUCCUCUGGUGCGAGUGGCACGACGAUUGCCGGACGGAGCGGUUCACAUCAAGUGGUCAAGGCCCUGGCGACAAAACGACUUCAGGAUAACGCGCUUCAUAAUUCUUUUCCGUAAGGAGAAACGUCUCCCAGGUGGAGAGACAGCCUUCCACGGUUUCCAUCAUAUCACUGCAUUGGGCACCCUCGAGGAAUACAAAGUUACGCAACUAGACCAAAGGGCCGGCUACCAAUUCGUCGUCUACGGUGAAAAUACACCAGAAGGGGUCGACCCCUCGAAGACUCUCUUCACAGGUGGCCUCAACGGUCGAAAGAUCACCACCUUCAGUCAGGAAGUCUUCGUCCCCAUGGCUGUGCUAGCUUCAACCACCAAAGAGCAUGAUGGUGGUAUUGGUGGUGGUGGUGGUAAUAUGGGAAGUUUAUCCACUUUCAACCACCCAAGUCUCUUGGAUAUGAACGCCAGCUCCUCUAACUCCCUGAUGUUCCUUAUUCUUGGAGUGUUAGCGGGUGCAAUGCUCAUCGUCAUGACAUCUCUCGUCGCCAUCUGUUUCUUCCGCCAGCGAAAGGAAAAACUGCGGCUCCUCGCUCAAGUCAACGACAAAGCGCAUGACCAGUGCCAAGUGAAGCGCUGUGACUCACGCCGCGAUUCGUGUGGUGUCACCUCGGCACAAUUCGAUGAGCCUCCCUCUCUGCGUCGGAUUGUACGCUUCUGCAAUUUGAUGCUUCGCCAGUGCUGGGGGAAUGUGUUUUCUGACUUUCUGAAGGCAUUCAUUAACAAUCAAAUGGACGAAGAGGCAGCUACUCUUUCAGCGUUAAUUUUAUGCUUGCAUCUCUGUUCAGACAUACGAAUGGUAGCAGGAUCGCCGGCAGCGGGUGAGAGAGGCAUCCAGCUGACAAGAGCUGGCAGUAGUGGUGCUGAGUCGGUGGGCUCAAAGUUGGUUGCAUCAAAGUCAGGGACAGGCUUUCUCCUAUCCGAGUUGACUCCGAUUGCGGUGGCAAAUUUUCGUACAGCCUCCCCGCAGCUUAUCUCGGUCGCGGGGGAACGCGAGUCUCUAAUUACACCAACACCACUACCAUUCCCUGCAUGUGAGUCCCGUCCUAGAGGUAGCCCGACCACUGCACCAGGCGAGUUCAACGUGCCAGUUAUGGAGAUGAAACGCGAACCCCCUAGUGGGGGAUCCAUUCAUGAGGAGUCCGAUGGUGAGUUGGUCUUCCCAUUCGUUGACGACACUUCGAAGUCUGCAAAGGAUACAGCGAGACCUUCAACCACCCCUUCGACCCACAGGAAUGUCCUCUUUACGCAGAUUCCCUUCCACUCCCGCGGCUAUCCUCUGCGUGAUUCUCACCUCCACCGCCGUCCACCCUCUCCGGCGCUGGGAUUAGGGUUCGAGUUUCAGCGUCCCAGUCAAAACUACUCCUAUGACCAUGGACAGGGGAAGGAAUUCGAUGGGUGGGGAGUACCUGUGGAGGCACGUGGGACUCGACUAGGUAGGCUUGGGUCUCGUUCCUUCGCCUACCCAAACCCCACCACCAAUGCAGGCGAUUGGCUCCCAGGCCGGCAUUCCCCCAUUACUUCCACUCACUUCCUUAACUUGACAUCUCGUGGUCUUUUCCCACCGCCUCAACGCAUUCAAGCCAUUGUUCAACAGUCAGAUCGCAAUAAGGAGGAAGUGGGAGUGGUGAAGGAGAUGAAGAUUUCUGGGAAUCUCCGAGGUCCCGUGGAAGCGUCGCGAUCCCACGGUCCAAAGGCUCUACCUUGCUGGACGCAGGUGAUGAGUCCACUGGAGCGAUCCUACGUUCCACGUCGGAGGGGCUUCCUCGGCCUCCGCAGUCAUAUUCACUCGCUAGCAGUAACGCCUUCGACCAAUAAUGUAUCUGAGCAGCCGGAACAGGCGGACGCCUACACGCAGACACUGGCAAACACCGAUGGUAAUAACUCUGGUGUUGGCGCAACAUCACAUGGCAACGAUCAGUGUGCAUCCUCGUCUCCGGCAAAUGGUUCUCCGAGGGAGAUGGGCGUUAAUUUUUUCUUCCCUUCUGCCUCUCCUGCUGUCACUGUGCUUCCUACAGCAGGUUCGAGAACGGACACCAUCAGUCAUCGAGUGUAA